AUGGCUGGUCGAAUAUUUGUAAGGCAUUUGACCCAUUGGGGCUGUUGGGUUUCCCGAUGCACGUCACUUCUCUGUUUUUUUGUUUUUUGUUUUGGACCUACGAUUUCUGCUACGUGGGACCAUAACUCGCCAUGUCACUUUACUGUUCUUCCGCCGUUGUUUCUUUUUUUUCCCUCUCUCUCUCCCCCUCUCCUCAUUGUUUGGGUGGGGUGUCUUUUCCCUCGGCCUGCGCCGGGGCGGUGUGGCUCUCCUCGCACAUUUCUUUUGCCCUUUUUAUUGACCAUCUGUUCUUUUUUGCUUUUUUUUUUUUUUUUGAGUUUGUUUAGGAGUGUAUUUUUGUUUUUUGUUGUUGUUCUUUUUUUCGUGUCCGGUUGUGGUCGUAGAGGGGGCGGAGGCAUUCAGCGCUUUUCGAUGGCAAGCGGCCUCCUCCUCCCACUUCGUGAGGCGUUGUUGUGGAGCCUUGUGUUUGUUCUCUGUGGCGCUCCCGUUGCAGAGGCCCACACGGCGGUCUUAACAUUCGCUUUCGGACUCUUGCUGAGCUUGACGAUGCCGAUGGAAUUGAAGGAUAUACGCCAGACGCUACUGGCCGAUGUAAAUGGAAUAUCCGCGUUGGAAAAUUUUUUUAAAAAAAGGGAAGGGAAUCAUUUUCGGAUGAUAGAAACACUUUUGCUGCUCACAGCCAUCCUCUCGGGCGCUGUUUUUACGCAACUGGACUGGGACGUGUGGUUUCAGGCUUGGCCAUUUCCUGCCGUGAUGUCAUUUGCUCUGAUGCGUGCACUCCUGCAACUCGUUGGGCUGCCGCGGCGGGCGCAAGGAAAUAUGAUGGAAAACGUAAUCAUUAACGAAAGAGAAUUGGGGCCUCAUGAAUUGUAG
Trypanosoma cruzi is the source of this 873-nucleotide messenger RNA. RefSeq lists its product as uncharacterized. The transcript has a single exon. The coding region runs from base 1 to 873 and encodes 290 amino acids. The record is from RefSeq and is a predicted model, not a curated record. NCBI's taxonomy places the organism in Eukaryota, Euglenozoa, Kinetoplastea, Trypanosomatida, Trypanosomatidae.